AUGUCUUUUCACGCGAACGCGGCAAAAUCGACCCCAUCCGCCAUGCCCCAUGAUGAUGGCCUAACAGACCAGCGAAAAAUCGAGUUCCUAGUUGGUGAACACGAGACGCUGUAUACCUUUCCAUUAGAACUCUUUACCGAAGAAUCCACCAAACUCGCCGCAAAAGCAGAGAAGGAGGCGGGUGAUCUCAAGGAUACAUUGAGACAUUGUACUGAGAAGACUUUCGGUCGUCUUUUUCAAGCCCUCACGAUCCUUGACUAUCGCGAAGAGGUGCCGGCCGACAUCCUUACGAAGGAAACAACAGACGCCCAAGAAAAGCCCGUCUUGGUUAAAGAAGAAGACAACCGCCGUGAUGGUUCGACUGUUAACAAAGACCACCUCAAGCUAGUCGUUCCUGAUAAACUCCCGUAUUCCAUGGCAUCAUACAAGGAGCGAUGGAAAUCUUUCGAAACUACAGGAUCAGAGCCUUGGUCCCUCGAUGCGUACAAGCACGGACUCAGAGUUACCGCCAUCAACUCCUUUCUUCGGCCACUGCGGAGCUCAGGUUACCCUGGUGGCAUGGUAUGGGAGCCCGAUGCAUGUGAAGAUGUUGGCAAGUCGUAUUUUUCCCGUAUUCAUGAGUCAUUUUGA
Molecule: messenger RNA, 630 nt
Organism: Fusarium poae
Lineage: Eukaryota; Fungi; Ascomycota; Sordariomycetes; Hypocreales; Nectriaceae
Exons: 3
Coding region: 1-630 (209 amino acids)
Source: RefSeq, a predicted model, not a curated record